Molecule: messenger RNA, 504 nt
Organism: Gekko japonicus
Lineage: Eukaryota; Metazoa; Chordata; Lepidosauria; Squamata; Gekkonidae
Product: RNA-directed DNA polymerase homolog
Exons: 1
Coding region: 1-504 (167 amino acids)
Source: RefSeq, a predicted model, not a curated record
AUGCUGCCUAGGAUCGAGGUGGAGCUCGAUCGGUUGGUGGACCAGGGGGUGCUGGAGCCGGUCGCUUCCGCCCGGUGGGAGACCCUGAUAGUCACCCCAGUUAAAUACAACGGGGACGUGCACAUUUGCGCAGACUAUAAGUGCACAUUAAACAAGGCACUACAAGACCAUGUGUACCCGGUACUGGUGGUCAGCCAUGUGUUCGCAGCCCUGGUGGGAGCCCGGGUUUUCAACAAAUUAGACUUGGCCCAGGCAUACCUGCAACUCUUGGCGGAUGCUGCCACUGCCAAGGCCCAAACGAUAGCGAACCAUAAGGGGGCUUGUAAAAUUCAUCAGCUCCAGUUUGGGGUGUCGGAUGCACUGGGCAUUUUUCAAUCAUUUAUGCACUCUCUCCUGAAAGGAAUUCCCAGAGUUCAGCCGUUUCUAGAUGACGUGCUCAUCGCAGCCCUGGACGCAUCGACUUUCGCCGACCGGCUUCGUGCAGUGCUUCAGCGUUUCAACUAG